ACGUGACAGAAGCAUGCUAGCUGGCUGAUGAUUGACCUGUAUAGUUGUAAAUCCAUUUAAGAAAUCUUCACAUCAGCUUACAAGGUCAGAUACAAAGCUUUGGCUGUCCCUGGAGGAUUCAGUUCCUUUACUAAUUCAGCUUAAAGGCGGAAUCACAGUUAAAUACGAUCUUAUAGCGAAACUAAGUUAGCUAAAGUAGCUAGCUGCAGGGUAAAGUGAGAGCUGUCACAGAAAGUUAGCGUUAGCUGGAUAAUGACAAGCUCGAGCUGACCGACAGUGUCCCUAAAGAUAUCUGUGGUUUUUUUAAUACGUUUUCUGUGUGCUGGUUGACUAGAACAGUGUUGUGAACGGGACGCUAUCAGCUGGAUGUUACGUUUGCUGGCUACCGAGAGGACACUGGACAAGGUAUUAUGGCCAAAAAGCUUGAAGAUCUUCCGUUGGUACAGAGUCCCACCUUCAGUGAACAUAAUUUUCAUCACUUUUCUGAGAUGAAUCCAGACAGGAUCUACAUGGAUUACAAUGCUACUACCCCUCCAGAACCAGAGGUGAUUCAGGCCAUUUCUGAAGCCCUCCAGGAUGCCUGGGGAAACCCGAGUAGCAGCUAUAUAGCAGGUGCUAAAGCUAAGGCUAUCAUCAAUCAGUCCAGAGAAAAUGUGGCAAGAAUGGUUGGAGGGAAAGCAGAGGACAUCAUUUUUACCUCUGGCGGAACUGAGGCCAAUAACCUGGUGUUGCACACUGCUGUAGAGCACUUCAGGAAGCACUGCAGGGCUGCAGAACAAGGUGCAGGACACCAGAAUGGAUGCACGGGGCUUCCUCACAUCAUUACUUCUAAUGUGGAGCAUGACUCAGUCAAACUAGUUGCUCAGCACCUUGAAAAGGAAGGAAAAGCAGACGUGACUUUUGUGCCCGUCUCUAAGGUGACAGCCCGGGUAGAGGUGGAGGAUAUCAUUGCUGCUGUGCGCCCCAACACUUGUCUCAUCUCUGUUAUGCUGGCCAACAAUGAGACAGGAGUCAUUAUGCCGCUUCAGGAGAUCUGCCAAAGAAUAAAGUCUCUGAACAAGCAGCGUGAGCGCCUCAGGAUCCUGCUCCACACAGAUGCUGCUCAGGCCUUGGGGAAAAUCCGAGUUGAUGUCAGUGAUCUGGGAGUGGAUUACCUCACCAUAGUGGGACACAAGUUCUAUGCCCCUCGCAUUGGUGCUUUGUAUGUGAACGGCCCUGGGACAAAAACUCCAUUGUAUCCGAUGCUUUUUGGUGGUGGACAGGAGAGGAACUUUAGACCAGGCACAGAAAACACACCGAUGAUUGCCGGUCUUGGAAAGGCUGCAGAGCUGGUGACCUCUAAUCUGUCAGAUUAUGAGAGUCAUAUGCAAAGAAUUAAACUUUACUUGGAAGAACGACUGCAGGCCGUGUUUGCAGGCAGGAUCCGCUUCAACAGCCAUUUCCUCGGCUCUGAUAUCCUCCCUAACACAUGUAACGUGUCCAUCCUGGGCCCAAGAUUACAAGGCUGGAGAGUAUUGUCAAACUGCAGGAGGCUGCUAGCCAGCGUCGGCGCCGCCUGCCACUCAGACAGUGGAAACAGACCUUCCCACAUCCUUCUGAGCUGUGGCGUCCCCUCAGAGGUGGCAGCUAAUGCUAUGAGGCUGAGCGUUGGCAGGGAGACGACUGAGGCAGAUGUGGAUGCAGUUUUGGAGGACCUGAGGGAAACCGUGCAGCUGUUGGAAGAAAUGAACUGAUGGCUUUCAUUUGUACAAAGUUAUUCUGCAGGUCAAAUAAGAAUGCACAGAGCUAAACAUGCGCCAUCUGUGUUUAUCGACACUUUAACCGAUCAUGUAAAAUGCAUGAAAUAUUUCAUAUAAAUAAUAAAAAUGGAGAACUCAAAGUGACCUUAGGGGUGAUGUUAUGGAGGAGUGUACUCGGCUUCCAGCACGUCAUGUGAGGAGCUCUUCAGCUAAUUGGAGUCGGGGCACGUGUAUGAGUGUUAUGAAAUAAAAU
Messenger RNA from Pelmatolapia mariae (spotted tilapia), 1992 nucleotides. RefSeq names its product selenocysteine lyase (gene scly). NCBI's taxonomy places the organism in Eukaryota, Metazoa, Chordata, Actinopteri, Cichliformes, Cichlidae. The transcript is spliced from 13 exons. The record is from RefSeq and is a predicted model, not a curated record. The coding region runs from base 411 to 1733 and encodes 440 amino acids.